AUGGCAAGGCUUCACUCAUCCUCACCCUUCUCUGCCAGAGACAGUCCUAGGGCUCGUCGGACCGACGACAGCCCAUCCAGACAACUGCAAUGGGAAUUGGAACGUGCUUUGAGUCAGAUCCAUUUGCACGAGAUUGAGCGCUCAAAACUUCACGCUUAUCAGAAACGCCAACAGCAGGAAGAGCUUGAUGCCCGGGAAUCAGCACAAGCAGAGGCUCAUCGGAUAGAGCUCAAUGCCGCAAAGGCUCAGCAUGAAGUUGUACGGAAACAGGCUGAGGCUGUUCUUCAGGCUUACAUCAAGCAGGAGGAAGAGGAUCGCCGGAGACGUGAGGAAGAAGAGCGAAGGAGAUUAGAGGAGGAAGAAAGACGGAGGAAGGCGGAGGCAGAGGCGAAGGCCCAAGCCCAGGAGAAGGAACAAGCACGUAGACGGGCCGAAGAGGAGCGAAGAACACGUGAAGAGAAAGAGCGCCGGGAUCGUGAAGAGCGUGCCCGUCAAGAGGCGGAACGUCAAGCAAAGCAGAAGGCUGAAGAAGAGGAACUAAAGCGAAGGGAAAAGGACGCAGCCGAGCAGAAGCAUCGGGAGGAGAAAGCCAAGGCCGAGCAGGAAGCGGCUUUGCGGAGAGAAGAAGCUGAGAAAGCUGCAGCAGCCAAAGUUCCUCCACCACAACCCACUGCCGCCCUUGGUCAAGGCAAAGACAUCAGUCCAGCUCCAGAGGUCGAGGCACAACAUUCCAACUACCUCGUUCUCCACAAGAAGCUGAAAAAGUUCCGGUCAGACUUCUGGGUUGCGGCCAAAAAGGAUCCAGCCUUGAAACCCCAUGUGGGAGAUAUGCGCCGAGCAAUUCGAACCAGCGUUGGCCAGUUGACAGAUGACAAGGUUGGUAACAAAAAGGCACAUGACCGAGUGCGUUCUACAUUGCAACAGGCUCUCAAGGAUCGACCGUCUCCUCCGGUUUCCGUUAGCGAAUAUCUCCCUGCGCACCUCAAUCUGGGCGACAAUGGCACAACAACGAUCCCGUCACUGGCGCUGUACCUGCUCUCCAUCUUCAGCAAGGCUGUUAUUGGCGGCUUUGUGGGUGAGUGUGCCGUCAACCCUAAAGCGGCCGAACCCAUCGGAACCCUGGUUGCUCAGAUAUUCUCGAUGCCUGAGCUUCAAUUCCCCCGAAGUGUCCCAUCCACGGCCGACCCAUCGCAGCCUUCCAAGCCAACAAGUGUCUCCCUCAUCUCCAUACUUAUGAGCAAAUUCCAUGCCACGGCGCCGAUUCUUUUCGGCAUCUCCGGGCGCGAAUCUACUGCCGCGGGCAAACACCGACUCGGCUGGCGUCUUGAUAGAAUCACAGAUGACCCCGACUCGAAGAAAGCCUUUGUGAAUGAAAACAAGCACUACGACCGUCUCACAGGACUCGGUGUGGGAUACGCCUCGAUCGCUCUCCGCAACUUUUCAAAGGCCAAAGUCUCCAACCCCUGGCCGCCGGUGCACUAUUGGGCUAGUCUCGCACACAUUGCCAAUACGCCUCCACAAGAGGUGCAGACCAGCCAUCUGGUAUUGUUGAAAAGCAUGCUAGAGAACAAUGCGAUCGAACGAUUCGUGCUGUUUUUCGGAGCGGCAGGCAUUGCCGCCUUGAGGCAGGCGGCGGUGGAUUUCCCAAGGACACUGCCGAAAGAAGUGCAAGAAAAGCCAGCGACCAAGACGUUGGUAUUGAUGGUUGAGGGUUGGAAGAAGGAGAAGAACUUUUCGCUUGCGUAG
This is a messenger RNA of Fonsecaea multimorphosa CBS 102226, 1746 nucleotides long. RefSeq lists its product as uncharacterized. Gene Ontology annotation, biological process: regulation of translational initiation; regulation of translational termination; poly(A)+ mRNA export from nucleus. NCBI's taxonomy places the organism in Eukaryota, Fungi, Ascomycota, Eurotiomycetes, Chaetothyriales, Herpotrichiellaceae. Gene Ontology annotation, molecular function: phospholipid binding; inositol hexakisphosphate binding; translation initiation factor binding. The transcript has 2 exons. The coding region runs from base 1 to 1746 and encodes 581 amino acids. The record is from RefSeq and is a predicted model, not a curated record. Gene Ontology annotation, cellular component: nuclear pore cytoplasmic filaments; cytoplasm; nuclear pore.